GCAUCAUCACAACACUGGCACAGCCCACAGCUUCCUCUGGCCGGAUAUCGCAGGAGGACGACAGGGAAUUUAGAGGUUAAAUUAAAAACAACAACACGAGAGACCAGGGAGGCUGUGCGCCAAGGAGCCGAGGAGAAACCAGCACCCAUCCUUGCAGCAGGAGCAGCAGGAGGAGCAGUGGUGGUGUUAGUACAGAAGCAGGAGCAGAUUCGAGGAUUUUCCGUGUCGGUUUCCCCGUGCUCCGCACACCCUGUGCCUUUGAACCAGCAGCGGGGAGGAGGGGAGGACCAGAGAGGAGGCUGUGCAGAAAGGAGGAGGACCAUGGAGGGGAUGCAGGCAUACGGAGCCGGGAAAGCCGGAGGAGCCUUCGACCCCGUCACCUUCUUCCAGCAGCCUCAGACCAUUCUCCGCAUAGUGUCUUGGCUCUUUUCCAUCGUGAUCUUCGGCUGCAUCGCCAACGAGGGCUACAUCAACCGCCCCGACGAAGUGGAAGAGUACUGCAUCUUCAACCGCAACCAGAACGCCUGUAAUUAUGGCGUCUUCAUGGGCUCCAUGGCCUUCCUCUGCUGCAUGGCCUUCCUGGCUCUGGACGUCUACUUUCCCCAAAUCAGCAGCGUCAAAGACCGUAAGAAGGCAGUGCUGGCUGAUGUCGGGGUGUCAGCGUUCUGGUCCUUCAUGUGGUUUGUGGGUUUCUGUUUCUUGGCAAACCAGUGGCAGGUGACCAAACAUGAGGACAACCCACUGAGGGAGGGAGGAGACGCUGCCCGGGCAGCCAUCACCUUCUCCUUCUUCUCCAUCUUCACCUGGGCGGGCCAGUCCUUCCUGGGCUUCCAGAGGUACAAGCUAGGGGCCGACUCAGCCCUCUUCUCCCAGGACUACACGGACCCCAGCCAGGAUGCAGCCGGAGCCCCUUACACCUCCUUCGGUGGGGACGACCUGGAGAGCCCAGGAGGAGGAGGGGGCCAGGCCAACAGCGACGGGGCCUUUGAUGGCACCGGAGGCUACCAACGUCAGGAAUACUGAGAAAUAUAAUAGUGGGGGGAAGACCUUGUGAAGUUGCCCAUAGUUCCUAAUUUAGAGCAGGGUUUGUAUAGUUUCUGUCACACUAAAAACAAUUACAGUUUGGUUAAUAUCGCACAGACGCAAUACCAGUACCAAUGGGUUGUUUUGGCCCAGUGUUAGACACAACAACCACCCCAAAGUCAAAAAUUCUAUUUACAUUGUAGUUCAGCUGAGCAGGACUCCAUUAACGUUUAAACCCACUGCCUCUGCACACUCGUCGCCAGACUCCCUUUACACCUCCGCUGGACUCUGCGUUGUGAUUUUUUUUCUUCAUAGUUGCAGUGGAGUGUCUUGUGGAGAGAAGGAGGCUCCAGACGCAGGGUUUGGGAUUGUGGUUGAGACCUUGACUGCAGUUUAUCUCACAGUGACACUCAGUAACAUCUCUGUUGCUGGCAUCACGUCCUCAACAAAAUCAUCAACCUUGCAGGGCAAGAGAAAAUAAAAUUUGAAAAACAUUGCGUCCUAAACAAAAUCUCAAAGCUACAGUGCCCUGCUGGGGACAAACAGUGUGAACUGCCACGCUUGCUGCAAAAUAGACAGCAUGAUAGCGCCUCCCACUGGCUUAAACAGGUAGCUGUCUGACAUUUACAUCUGGAGCUGUCACUAACAUGAGCUGCUCACGCAUGAGUAGAUGCACACUUCCUUCUGUGCAGUGAUACAGGUGGUGGUUGUAGUUCAGUAGAAAGAAAAUAGUUCCUACAUGGUUUUGUAGUUUAUCCUGAGUAACAGCAUCAUUAUUUCUGGAGAGAGACGUUACUGCUGAGUUUGUCAAAUGUGCUUUUUCGCUCUUUGAGCACCAAAUGACAAGUGCUAUCUAGUCUUAUUAUAUUUGAGACAAGGCAGACAUCUCUAUGGUCGAUAUCUCACACCAGAACAAUCUGGAUUGAUAAACAGCACUACAGGUAACAGGAAAAACAUGUAUUUUUGAUUUGGGGAUGCACUGUUUCUUUAAAUUUUACCUUAAAACUGUCACAAAUCGGUUGUUAAAGCUACACUGGGUGACUUUUCUAAAAAAUAACUUGUUAUAUUUGCUGAAACUGUCACCACAUCCUGAUAAGAGUACAUGAGACGUUAAUCUGUGGGGGGAAAAACACGUUCCUCUGCCUCCACCGUGCCUGAACGAAAAACAACCAAUCAGAGCCAGGAGGACUCUCUAACGCAGUGUCAAUCACAGCUCGUGCACAUGCUGCAGAACUCCAGUGAAGCUCAAGCUGGGCUCUGAUUGGUUGUUUUCAUUCAGGGGCAGUUGCAAAUGCUAUUAGAAGCACUAAGAGGAGGAACAUGAUUUCCCCCCCACAAAUUAUCUGUUACAUUCGCUACAGUCAGGAUACAGUGACAGUUUCAGCAAAUAUAGCAAAAUGUUUUUUUCUAUAAAACUUACCUACUGUAGCUUUAAGUGUACAAAACAAUCAGAGAAGGACACUUAAAACUGCAAAACAAUAAAUAACAAAUAGUCACAUGUAAGGUUUAAAAAAGCUAACACCAACACUGAAUGAGAACAACCCAUUGUGAUUUUUUUUUAAUGCAAGGGUACUGCGUAGAGCGGAGACAUUAUUGCAUUAGUGCUAUAUGAACUCAAAUUGGGUCAGUUUUGACAUAAUGACUUUUAGUGCGAGCAUGCGUGCAAAAAUGAAAGCACUUAGCUGGGAGGAGAAGUUGGUGGAUUUCAUGUCUGUGACAUGUCAGUUAUCGGGCUGAUUUCCAUAAAAAGCUACAUUUGUCUCUGAGUCAGAAACUGUGGGCAACUUUACAGAUUUUUGGGACAAGAUGUCAAUUAGGUGUGAGUCUGCGGUAGAACAAGAGCAAGGGGUUCAGGGUAUCCAUGGGAAAAGGUAUUGGGAUGUAGAGAGUCACUUGGUGCAGUUAAAGAUGUCAGGAACAAUUUAGGGGCAUAAAAGGAGUGUGGGAAGAAUCGGGAGGUCAAAGGUUUGCAGAAUCGGUCACUCUGUAGCAGAUCAAUGCUUGUGACCACAUUGCCUUCAUCCUCUAAGGUCUGCUGUCAGUAAGCAAAACGAUCAGUGUUAGUUGAAACACACACAGACACAUGAAAAACACACACAUGCAAGCACAGGACAUACAGAUUUUUAACAUACAACACAAGUUUCUGCUGACGAAACUCCUUAGAGGUGCAUUACAGGAUCUCAGCAUAGACAAACAAGCAACAGUGGCAUAUCUGGCAACUAAUCCCCUCAGUUGUAACACAGGAGUGUGUUUGUGCAUGGGUCGAAAGGUCUCCAUUGGGUUUUUGUUUUUAUGUGUGGGUGUGGGACAGUGUGUCUUUUCUUAUUUCCCUUAAGAACCCGCUUUUUCUUUCCUCGAUUGUUGCCUUAGUGCUGACUGCCAAGCAAAAUCCAACGAACACAGGGCAACAUAAAACCCAACAUGCACCAUAUCACAGUUCUCUCUCAGCAUCUUUAGAGCAAAAAUACAGCCGAUAAAAUUGUUUUUGUCCCCUGGCACACAGAAACCCCGAACAAAAUUAGCAUUUGUCGACAUUAUAGAGCAUCCAAAAUAAAAACGUUUCGCAUCAGCAGGCCUACAGACAACCUACCACACUGAUAAACUACAGGUAAUUUAUCUUUUUCCCAUUUUAUUUCAACAAAUCUGAUGAGGCAACCACGAACAUCCUGAGUAUUUAUGAACAUGCUCCAUUUUCUUAAAGAAUAAAGUAUAUCUAUCUCUCUAUAAAUAUAUGUAAAUCUAUAAUUCAGUAUAUUAGAGUGUUUGGAAAAAAGAUUAUGCUUUAUUUUAGGGCAUUAUGCUAGUUCUGUAUAAAAAAAAGAAAAGACUAAAGAAAGAAGAUCUAUGUUCUGUUGAGUGUUAUUGUGAUAAGAUAUAUGGUGAGGUCAUCCACGCCUCAUAUUUUACGUUGCUUUCAGGGUAAGGAGAUGUUUUUAUUUUGGGAUAAUAAUACUAACUAUAAGAAAAAAAUACAGCAACAAAAAAUGUGACCAAAUCAUCAAAGUAUAUAUGCACAUAUAUACUUUAAACUGUACAACUAUGUAGACGUAGAAACGUGUGAUGUUCCUUUGUGAAAUCUGUCGAAAAAAGCAAGGUAAGAUUUAAGACAAAAAAAGGUUGUGUACAAAUGUAUGUUUUUGUUGUGUUUGAUUUUAACCAAUAAAAAUAAAGAAAAU
Molecule: messenger RNA, 4199 nt
Organism: Epinephelus fuscoguttatus (brown-marbled grouper)
Lineage: Eukaryota; Metazoa; Chordata; Actinopteri; Perciformes; Serranidae
Product: synaptogyrin-1-like
Exons: 4
Coding region: 322-1023 (233 amino acids)
Cellular component (GO): neuromuscular junction; synaptic vesicle membrane
Source: RefSeq, a predicted model, not a curated record